CGUUGGGCCCUCAGAGACCUGGAGGACGGUUUGUAGUCCAUGUAGUGCUGGAACAACCUCCUGGUGGACCAAUAGUAAGGGAACCACACUCUGGAUCUGCUGGUCCAAUCGUCAGUCCAGCUUAUGGGUGGCGAGAAUCGGUAAUUCUUGAAGUACUUGGAAUCCGGCCAAUGGGUGUAAUUGUAACCGUGGAUCGGAUCGUAUCUGGUCUCUAAUCGGAACAUUUUCUACGACAAAAAUUCAUUCAAUACGUUCUGGAUUAAGUAAAUAAUUGUUGAUAUAAAGAACAAAUUUGAAUUUGGAUCAGUUAGUUCUGAUUUGUUGGUCACAAAUUUAUAUGAAUUGGUAUCCAAAACUGGUACAAUGGAGCCAGUUUUAGUUAUUUUACAAUUAGUUAUUGUUUGAUUCUCAAUGUAUAUGAAGUGUCCAAAAGAGUAAUGGGGUACAAAUUUAAAUUGAACUUACCGAUUCUAGUUAGCUCACACACAAUCACACCUUUCGAGCACCAAACGCGAUUCCGCAAUGAUUUUUUGCCCAACAAUCCGCCGAAAAAUUAAGCAAAAGAAUGCCUGGAGAAGGGCCAAUAUUUUUUUUUGUUUUUCUCUAUAAUAUUUCGAGCUUUCGUUGAAUCACAAUAGAGUGGGUGCGUUUAUUUUCGUCCACCGCUGAAUCACCACGAUUGCCCCACUUUAAUUUUCCCACUGUUUAUAUCUAACCCAAUUAUUUACGCGCCAUUAAAUCAACACAUUCCGCUAUAUACAUCUUAUAUUUUCGCACAAACAACAAUCAUUUGAAUCAUUACGAAUCCAUCUACCAAUAAGUGUGUGUAAACUGAUACUGCCGCAACUGCAAACGAGAAAAGAAAAAACCAGAUUAAACACGCUCACCAUCCGAUAACGGAACAAUCGAAAAUUCACCCUCAAAUCUCUGCGCAACAGGUCGUUCAAAUACCGCCGGAACUCCGGCAGGCCGAGAUAAAUCCGAUAAUAAUCCGGCCACGAACCGUAAUAAUCCAACGGCCCGUCCAUCUUGUAAUCGGGCACGUCUACCGGCACGUACCUCGAAUGAGGCCAGCCGGCCGACUUGACUACGCCGUAUACCGGCGCGUAGUGUAUACCGAGCAUCGCUGAAACAUUUUUCUUCGUGUAGCUUAAAUAAACUGCUCGACAAAAAAGUUAAGGAAGUUCGCAAAUUUCGCGAUUAUUUCAAAAGUUGCAGACUUUUUGAUCGCCAAAUUUUCAAAUAUGCGAAAUUAAAUGUUUUCUCUCAUAUCUAAGUGGAUUUUUGCAACUGCAACCUGCUACUUUUAAAUUAAUCUCAAUGUUUGUGAACUUCCUUAACUUUUGUGGAGCAGUAUAUUAAUUUAGUGCGUGAUUGGUUGACUCACUUGUAAACUGUGUGAAUAAUUCACUUAUAAAUUUGAUGUAAUAGGGAAUUCGAGAGUCGAUCGAGUGUGGUUGAUAAGUAGCGAGAUACUGUGCAAUGUUACCUGGAUUAGAUCCAGAUAUAAUAUUUGCACCUUGUUGAAAAUAAAUACUGUAUAGGUGAUAAAACCUACGCGUUUUGGCGAAUAUUCGAAACGAGCGUGUAUUAAUUCCACAAUAAUCUAGUUACCUCUUUAUUGAAUAUUUAUAGAUAUAACAAUAUAAUAACAGGAGAUAAUAUUACCAAUAGGUGUGUACGAAUUUGUGCCUUUGUAUCUGCAAUAAUCGAUUUAAUAAUAAUUUUAUUAUAAUUUUAUUGUACUCACAUCCAAAUCUCUCAUUAGUAUAUUAUUCAAGUAAUGCCUGAAUUCGGGUAAAUGACGAUACGCCUGGUACCAUUCCGGCCAUUUAUCAUACUUAUCUAACGGUCUAUAAGUACUAUAAUUCGGCACGUAAAUCGAAUGGUACUUAGUGUAAGGCACGUGCUCGUAAUCCACGACCCUUUUGUGGGGUAUAUAGGGGGUUUGGAGAUCGUAUUGAAGGUUGUACAUCGUCUAAAAAAACGGGGAAUCCCGCGGGAUAUUAUAAUCGAGGGGGCAAUUAAAAACGUUCGCUACUUACCGAGGACUUUUCGAACAGAUUUAAGCACGAUCUGCAAGUGGCAACAGCGGUUAUAAAUACUUGGAGUUUUUCUGUUUACAUGGCUAGAUAUAUAGGGAAUUUGCUGGAACGGUUCCAAGGGAUUUCGCGCGAUUAAUUUGAUAUUCGCGAGUUAUUUCGGAGGUUCCAAGGAUUUUUACCUGGUUUAAGGAGGAUUUUUUGAAGGUUUGUGCUGAUUGUGCAUCUUUUGUGUGGCAGAAUAGAAAUAUGAUGAUUUUUUUUUCAGUGUAGCGAAAUUCAGAAUUGUUAUUACACUGGGAAUAAUGGUUUGUUUCGUUAAACUUAUUAAUUAUCACAAUAAAGUGGUUAAUUUUGGAUUUUUCAAAUACGCUUUUGCUUAAUAUACAGUACGAGACAUAAACAUGUUUUAAAAUUGCUUUGUUAGAUCACCCUGUAUUGAUGGAGAUACGGCUUUGUCAAAAUAAAAAGGAGCUCGAAAAAAAUCAACGAAUUUAUUCAAACACUUCCAAUAACAUUUUAAAAAAAUUUUAGAAAAUUUCGAAUUAUAUACAAAAAAAAACAAACCAACAGUCAAUGGACGUAAUCAAAUCAUCUUGAAUAAUACACGUAGUUUCUGACCUACAAAAAUUCAUUCAGUCCGAUUAAAACGCUCAGAAAAAAAAUUUCAUAUACGGAAAUUUACUUACACUGCGCAGCUCCUUGCUCAAAAAAUGCCUAAACGGCCUGUUGGGUAACCAAACGCGGUAUCUCCACGGCCAAUCGAAAUAAAAAUCGUAAGGUCUAUGAAUUCUAUAAUCGGGUACAAACGUGGUGUCGUACGAAUAAUCGUACCCGUGUACAGGGUCGUAUCUUAAUUUAAGCAUCUUCUGCAAACGAAUUUAUAAUCGCGAUUAAAUCGAUUAAUUUAGAGCGAUUCAAUUCGAUAACUCUCUACCUAGUAAACAAGUGUUGAUCUGUAUGUUUCGGAAAAAUAAAAAAAAAAAUAUUGUAUACGAGGGGAGAGAGAUAAAUUGAAUCGAUGCACUAUAGAUAGUGAUUUUGGGUGUUUCAUUUGAAUAAAUCCGACUCACCGGUGUGUAAAAGACGUCGCACAGGUAAAAAAGCCGAUGGUUAACUGUAGAUGAAAUUUUCGAGGCGAUUUUCGAAUUGGUAACAGGCCAACUAAAGCGAGGCAGUGACACACUUUUCGAAUUUUCCGAAAUAUCCACUUUCAGUUAGUCAUAAAAUGAAAAAUCGCUUCUAUUUCGGUGCGCGUGGGCACCGCAUUUGCACGAUAACAUCUUCGAAAAUAAUACCAAUUUACUUAUUUCGAUCUCUCAAAAUUCUAAUUAAUCGCAAGUUCUUCCGACCCGGCGCAAGAACUGGCAACAGCGGAAAUUCACGAAAUAUCCAAGUAAACUACAACUCUAAUAAAUCAUACUUAUAAUUUCGAAAUAUUAACAGAGUUUAUUCUUAAUUAUAGUAUCGUUGAUGAUAGAGCACGUUUCUGGUCUGAAAUAGCGAAAGAAAAAAAACAAACGGUGAGUAAUUUUCCUCGGAAAAUUGAAAAACAAAGGGAAAAAAUCUUACUCGUUGUAUUCCGAACGGAACGCUCGAGGGCAUGUGGUCGAAAUGUAAUCUCAAAUUUUUGUAGGGCACCCAAAUUCUGGAAGAGUAGGGCCAAUCGUAAUAGGAGCUCUGGUGCCUUUGGAUUUUUUCGUCGCAAUAGAAUCGAUAAUCCGGGUAGUAAACGUAGUUGUAGCCUUCGCCCGGGUAGUACUUUAUUUGUAGCAUUUUUUCUGGAAAAUUUCACGACUGAAAGUGUUUAUCCCCAUUUGCGAGCGAAACUAAAUUUAAUGCGCCCCGUCUGCUGGAUUGCCAGCCGGGCGACUUCUAAUCUCAAUUAUACAUUCGCGCUCGCUUCACUGGAAUACUCCGAUUCUUCGUAUAUAGCGAAUAAUGCUUAAUUAACCCGUCGAAAUUAAUUUACACCGACACAGCGCAUUAGAGCUAAUUGCCGAUGAGUUCGCUACAAAAAUCCCACUUCUGAUUUUCGCCUAACGGGAGAAUUAACUCUAUUUGAAACUAUGCGUAUUUUAAUUAAAAGUUUUCGCCGUCUAACGAACGUUAAGUCACUUUUAAUUGAAAUUUACGUUGAAAAAAAGCGCUCGCAUUGUAUACGUAAUCGUACACGUAACGUUGUAUUUAUAGAAAAGCAUCAUAAAUUUCAUAACUUACUCGAAUACGAUUAAAAUAUGGGGAACUUAAAAAGCACUGACUCGUUGACGAACAAUUGUUACACGAAUGCAGAAGAUGAUUAUUUGUUUGGCCCUCUACCAACUGUUACAGUAGAUAAUUAUAGAAUUUUUGUAAUCAACACUGCACAAGUAUUUUUAGUUUGUUUUAUAUAAAUCAGCCGCUGAUGCUAUUCGAAAUGAAUACAAUUUUUCCUUCAUUUAGACAUUUUUUUAUACAUUGUGGAAAUACCGCUCGAAAGGAAAUUUCAUCGAGAAAUCAUUUCACUCUAAUAUCUACAAUCAAAAAGGAAACGAGCGAUUCCAAAUAAUAAACGUCCAAUCGAUCAUUUUCACGCCUCGAAAACUUCUCCUCUUUAAUCCCCUCGCGACGAGCCAAGAAGUCCGUUUUCGAGCCAUAAUGGAAAAUAAAUUCCGCGAGUGUUUGUUUUAAAAUCGAACUCGCAUCGAAUCCGCUGGAAAAGCAUCGAUGAAAAACCGCGAUUAUCGCGAAACAGAUUGAGAAAUCGCCCUGGCAAUCGACCAAAUCCCACUCGCUGGUAUUGCCAGUAUUUACCUGUCUACUGGCACACGCUGAAGUGCCUACUAGUCGCGUUAUUUAUCAAACGAAAAUACGAAAAUGCUGAAGCUCCGAUACGAUACUGAAUACGGCAGCAGGUAUCAAUAUUUGCUGGCGCCCGCGACGAAAUUCUAUCUAGAUUACAGCACCCUAGACACGCGGGACGCGUUCGAACCGGCCCGUUAUCGAUACUGGUACCCCCAUUACUGGCCCUCCCAUCUCCUGGAGUACAUCCCCACCGAGCAUUCGCUGCGGAAGCUGCGAGUCAAGAAUAAUUUGUACGAUUUGAGGACGUAACUCCACACAUAUAUUUCUACGAGAUUCUAUAUACAAUGUAACUGCUUGAGGUAACAAUAAACUAUUACAAAUUGAGGCUGUAUAAAUUGUUCCGCACCUAAAACAAUAUUUUUUGAGUGACAACUCGAGCGAUAUUUCACAAUAUUUUUACCCUUAAUCGGCGCAGAUGGUAUUCGGUGGGCCACAAGUCCCUCAUGUGCCUCGGCCAGUAGCUCUUUAUCCAAUAGACCGGCCUCAAAGGCCAAUUAACGCCGAACAAAUCGUCGUAAUAAUAUUUGGAAUCGGGGUAGUAAACAACGUCCCUGCCGUGUAAAUGGUUGUAUUUUAAUUUCAACAUAUUCGGGCACGGUUUUCGCGCGAUUGUGUGCGAAACAAACGGUCGAUCAGAUCGGACUGCACCGAUUUUUGUGUAUUGUUUCGAACAGAAACAGGCCCGGGAAUGUUUUACAAGUUUGCCAAAAAAACUGCCUAUAUUUAAUAGCGCGACAGAUUUA
Messenger RNA from Phyllotreta striolata, 5629 nucleotides. The record is from the annotation of a GenBank genome assembly. Lineage: Eukaryota; Metazoa; Arthropoda; Insecta; Coleoptera; Chrysomelidae.